Exophiala xenobiotica is the source of this 2855-nucleotide messenger RNA. RefSeq lists its product as uncharacterized. The record is from RefSeq and is a predicted model, not a curated record. The transcript has a single exon. NCBI's taxonomy places the organism in Eukaryota, Fungi, Ascomycota, Eurotiomycetes, Chaetothyriales, Herpotrichiellaceae. Bases 85 to 2712 code for a protein of 875 amino acids.
CCGCCAUUCCAGACAGGACCUUCACUACAGCCCUUCCUGCUUCAGUCCAGCUCCUACGUGCUAUCACCUUCAGCCACAUGAGUCAUGUCCAAAGAGGCAUGGGCCAUUACCAGCACGAAACGGAAGACGAAAUCCGCAACACCUGCACCCAGAAAGCGAUCACGACCUAAUGACGUCGAGAAUGAUGCCAAUAAACGCGCAAAAAGUCAACAAACUCUCACACAAGCUCAAUGGGUGACUUCUGCUCCCAUAAGCUUCGACGAAGAUGAUAUGCUACAAGCGAUGCCGCGACCACAGACCGCCCCCUCAAGACGAUCUCUCCCGGGACUGAAAAAGCGCAAUUCCACCUUGACCCAGAUGGACUUCUUGAGCUUUCCACCACCAGACCAUGAUGAUUUUGAGGAUGCAAUGCUUCCGACAACCGAGGAGGACGUACAACGCCCGACUAUUCCCCAGUAUGAUGGCACCUAUGAGAGCCCCAGACGUCCGCGCAGGCGUAAAACAACCCCACCCGCCACUGGACGGUCUAUGAAGCGAAAGAUCACCACCCCGAAUCGAGAAAGCCAAGAGUAUAGACCGAGCACAAGAAGAAUAAAGGCAGGCAGUCUGGAAGCUGGGUCCGUUGAUACACCGAGGCGAACUUCGGGGAGGAUUGCAUCCAGGAGGAAAGUGUUCUCGGACCCUGCCGAGAAUUUGCAGGUUUUCGAGCAAGCAUUAAGUGUCACUGCGGCUCCUUUUGCAGAGAGGAACCCGGCGAGGCAGCCACCAUGGCCACUUGAAAUUAAGGAGUCCGUCGAUGAAGGAGAGGAAAUCAUGCCAGUACAAGGUCUUGAAGGCCCGUCCAGGUUGCUGCAAACACCAAAGAAAGCUCGGUCGAUAAUCUUGUCCAGCCAAUCUCCAGAAAGCUUGCCUCCCAGUACUCGAAAAGGUCGGAAGUUGCCUAGCACACCAGCACGAUCAUUACUAACGCCACUUGCUGAGCGUUCAGUAAAUGUCCCCGUGGACACUCCUUCAAAGAAGUCUGCUAGCAAAUUGCGUCGCGCACCCAAGCAUUCACCCAGGAAGAGCAAGGUCGUGGUGUUCAAGCUACCCAAACGGAGGCAAGGCCGACAAAUCACCCGGAUUGAAGACUCACAAGUCAACUUGUGGUCGAUUCCCUCAUCGUCACCUCAAUUGCAACGGCGGCCUGACGUAAAGGAGCCAUCAGGCCAAGCCAAAACGGUGGGCGAGGGACCGGUAGAUGAGGCCGAAAUCCCUGCGACCAGCCAACUGCCAGAUCUUCAAUCGAGCCCACCAGCUGCGACUCAGGAGAGCUUGCCUAGUCUUGCGGACCUCGUGAAUGGAGGGCGGUCAGCCGCCAGAGAUACAGGCGAUGAAGCGAGCAGAAACCCACCGCCGGCCAUGCCACAACCGGGUGACGAAUCUCCCGUGCUUGUGAGAGAUUUUGCGGUGCAACAACCCGAGAUAACCAUCAUUGCAGGGAAAAACUCCGGCCUUAUUGCAAACGAGACAUUCAGUAUGGAUGUGUGUCCUGACGGGGAGAUAGCUUCGGGUGAAGACAUGCCAGCAGCUCCCGAUGAGGUCGACUUUGGUUCCCCAAUAGCAAACGACACACAAUUCAACGUUGACGUUGAGCAUCGUGUAUCUUCACCGACUCGUCAUGCUAUCCAGACACCAGGAAAGGGAGAGAAAAUGGUCAACGCAAUCACUCUAUCAAGCUCUUCGCCCACACCCUCCAGCCGCCGAACUAUGCAUCGAAUGGAUACUCAGACCGAACGGCGGGACGAAGACGAGCCACCGCAGACACCGCUCCCCGUUCCCAGGCUGGUCGAAUCACCAGUUAUGAGGAUUCAAGCUGUCGACAUGGACCUUGGGGAUGAUGCUGAUGAGGUUGCCUUACCCAAGCCAGCACUCCUUCAUCGUUCUAGCACUCAUGUCUCAAUCACCAAAGUACCUUUGAAUGAUACAGUUCAGCAAUUGUCGUCUUCGCCCCUAUUGUCGGCCAAAGCCACUACCCAGAAAUCGAUCCAUCCUGCCUCUAUGCCACGUCCGUCACAAAUGUCGACCCAGGAAGCUACACAAGCAUUCGCCAAUAUGUCGUCUUACCCACAGCGAGCUGAUGCGGAAAUCACUCAGAGGCCCGAUAGGAUCACAAUCAAAGAUUCCAGUUCUUACCCGGUCGCCAUCAGUCAGUUGCCACAAUAUGCAGGUAGAAGUCAAUCACAAUACAACGUCGACCUUGGUGUCAAUGAGGUGUUUGACUCGGAAGAUGAAGGAGAUCUUGACCUCGAUCCGCCAUCAUUGUCACCACGGCCGGAGAAGACUUCGUUUGACGAUCGAGAUCUGGCGAACCCCCAACGGAGCAGGGCCCGCGGGGCAGCAGAUACACCACGAGCUGCGGGUGACGAUGAUGGAAGCGACUCACCGAAUCAAUAUAUGUCACAAUCCCACUCACAAGCACACGACAUUGACGGUACGGAGAGUCCCAUACCAUCUUCACAAGCCGUGUCGAUUCCAUCAUCACCAAAUCCACCGCCGCUGCAAAGGCAAUACUCGCCUAUACCAGGGUUCAACAAUGACACGCAGUCGAACUUUACACAGAAUGGACAUGUCACGGCGGCAUAUAUCCAUCGACAGCACGAGGCCGGUAUCAUACCGAAGUGGUAUGUUCCGCAGCCAUACCAGGUGCCGGGGUAUACAAGAAGGGGAUGAGAUGAAUUGAGGGCAUCCUUUUCAGUUUGGUGUAGAUGUUAUCAACAUAGUGCCUCCGGCCGAAGCUGAACUGAGCCAAAAGAAAAAUGCAGGACCACAGAACAAGAGAAUGUAGCGCUCUUAUGGUAGAAUGAGAAAUGUCC